This is a messenger RNA of Tilletiopsis washingtonensis, 2087 nucleotides long. Its product is annotated as cytochrome P450. The transcript is spliced from 5 exons. NCBI's taxonomy places the organism in Eukaryota, Fungi, Basidiomycota, Exobasidiomycetes, Entylomatales. The record is from RefSeq and is a predicted model, not a curated record. Gene Ontology annotation, molecular function: heme binding; oxidoreductase activity, acting on paired donors, with incorporation or reduction of molecular oxygen; monooxygenase activity. Bases 298 to 1998 code for a protein of 566 amino acids.
CGCUUGCGCACGCCGCUUGCGAGCGAGCGCCGGCCGCCGCUACGCGCCUUUGCGCAGGUGCCGCUGCCGCUGCGAGGCUGAGCCCAAGGCUUGCGGGCUUGCGGCCAUGCUGCGCUGACGGAGCGGCACUUCCGAGCGCAGCGGCGUGGCCGCCCAGCAGGUGCAGCAGAUGGCGGUGCGGGGACGCGGCGCGCUGCUCUCCACUUUGGCACGCGCCUCAGUGCCAAUAGCCGAGCCCGAUCUGUCCCACCUCUCUUCGCCUCUCACCACCACCAUCCCACAUCAAGCCCUAUCCUUAUGUCUGACGCGCUGCUCGACGACGCGCGUGCGCUGGCGCAGGCCGUCGUGGCACGCACGGGCUACGUGCUGCCCGCCGUGCUGCUCUACCUCCUCUACCUCGCCCUGCGCUACCCGGACCGCGUGCCCGGCACCGUCUCUGCGCGGCUGCGGCCACAGGUGUAUGCGGUGCCCAACACCUGGCCCAUUCUGGGAAACACCAUCAACGUCGUGCGCCUCGGCACGGCGCAGCAGUUCGAGCGCUUCCUCAAGCUCACGCAGGAUGCGCCGCACCACGUCUGGCGCAUGACGGUGUUUGGGCCGGGCAGCGUCAUGCUGCUCAACCGCCCCGAGUACAUCGAGUACAUGCAGAAGACGAACUUUACCAACUACGACAAGGGGCAGCAGUUCCGCUCGCGCUUCGGCGACCUGCUCGGCACGACGGGCAUCUUUGUCGCCGACGGGCACGUGUGGCGGCAGCAGCGCAAGCAGGCGAGUCACAUGUUCUCCAGCAAGGCCUUCUCGACGUGGAUCCGCAGCGUCGUGCACCACGAGCUCGACGACGUCGUCGGCCUGCUCGAGAAUCUCUCUGCGCCCGGCGGCGCGGGCAAGCUGUGCAUGACGGAGCUCUUCUUCCGCUACACGCUCUCCUCCUUCUCCAAGAUGGCCUUCAGCGCCAACCUCGACUGCCUCUCGCCCGACCCGGCCAGUCUGGAGAAGCCGGUGCCCUUCGCCAUGGCGUUUGACGGCGCACAGGGCAUCAUCAACAAGCGCUUCGUCACGCCCGCCUGGCAGUUCAUCGAGCGCUUCAGCGCCGACGGCCGCGAGAUGCGCACUGCCUGCCGCGUCAUCCGCGACUUUGGCAUGGGCAUCAUCAGCGAACGCAUCGCAGAGCGGCAGGGCGGCGAGAAGGCGCCCUUGGUGGAGAAGAAGAGCGGCGAGGCGGACGCGGAGCAGAGCCGCAAGGGCGCCAACAAGAAGGACGGCGCCGAUCUGCUCGGCCUCUUUAUGGACCUCACGAGCGACCCCGAGGAGCUGCUCGUGGUGGUGAUGAACUUCAUCAUCGCCGGGCGCGACACGACGGCGCAGAGUCUCUCGUGGUUCUUCUUUGAGCUGCUCGCCAAUCCGCAGCAUCUCGCCGUAAUCCGCGCCGAGCUGGCCGAGGCGUUUGGCGCGCCCGAAGGAGGCAUUCGGCUCGAGUACGAGCAGGUCAAGAUGCUGCCUUACACGCUGGCCUGCUGGAGCGAGGCGAUCCGCCUGCAUCCUGCCGUGCCCAAGAACGGCAAGGAGGUGGUGGCCGACGAUGUCAUUGUGCCGCAGGGCCCCAACCCGGACAACCUGCCGUCGAUUCCCGUCUUCAAGGGCGAAAAGGUCGGCUGGAGCGACUGGGUCAUGAACCGCCUGCCGGCCGUGUGGGGCGAGGAUGCGGCAGAGUACAAUCCGCUGCGCUUCCUCGAGCGCGACACAGAGGGCAAGUGGACGUACGUGCAGCACUCGCAGUGGAAGUACCACGUCUUCAACGGCGGCCCGCGGCUGUGCCUGGGCAUGAACCUCGCCAACUACGAGGGCCUGGCGCUCAUCGCCGCCACGCUGCCGCAGUUCGACUUCCACUGGGCCUCCAAGGCCGAGGGCCAGACCGCCGAAUGGCCCCUCACAUAUCUCAACUCCGUCACGCAUCCGUCGGUGCCGUACGUGCUCAAGGUGACGCGUCGCGAGGCCUAAGGAGAGACCGCCAUCGUCUGUCUGCCCGUCCGCCCGCCCGCCCGUCCGUCCGUCGCAUCUUCACCAUCUGUAGCCCCUCAUGGCCCCUC